AUGCCAGCCAAGAGAAUUCUUAUUCUGACAGGAGACUAUGUAGAAGAUUAUGAAGUGAUGGUCCCUUAUCAAGCUUUAAGAAUGGUUGGACAUCAUGUUGAUGCUGUAUGCCCAGAUAAGCUUGCAGGCCAAUCUGUGAGAACUGCAGUUCAUGACUUUGAAGGAGCUCAAACUUAUUCUGAAAAGCCAGGCCAUAAUUUCGAACUCAAUGCUACUUUUGCAGAUAUUCAAGAAUCUUCUUAUGACGCUCUAGUAGUUCCAGGUGGGCGUGCUCCUGAAUAUAUAAGGCUGAACCCUAGGGUAAUAGAAAUUGUUCGCCACUUUGCUACCAACAAUAAACCUAUUGCGGUAAUCUGUCAUGGCAUCCAAAUUCUAACAGCCGCAAAUGUAUUGUCAGGAAGAAGUGUGACUGCAUACUAUGCAUGUGAGCCUGAAGUUACUAAUGCAGGUGGGCAUUAUGUUAAGAAAGGUGUCACUGAAGCACUAGUUGAUGGUAACUUAGUUACUGCUGUGGCUUGGCCUGGACAUCCUGCUUGGCUAGCAGAAUUCUUGAAACUUCUUGGGACGACAAUUACCCUUUAA
This is a messenger RNA of Blepharisma stoltei, 582 nucleotides long. Lineage: Eukaryota; Ciliophora; Heterotrichea; Heterotrichida; Blepharismidae. The record is from the annotation of a GenBank genome assembly.